AUGUUUAAUAAUAAUAAUAGUCAACAAGAAAAUAAUAAUAGUAGUAAUGAAGAUAAAGUUGACCAAUUUUCAAAACAGUUAUUUGGAAAUCUAGUAGCAGCAGCAAAAAUAUCAAAUAAUUUACCAUCAGAAGAAGAUUAUUCAUAUUAUCAAACAUUUCCAGAGUUUAAGAAUAGAAUGGAUCAUUUAGGUAAAAGAUUAUUAAAUUUAACACAAAAUUUUGUGCAAUCAGAAAACCCAAAAAGUGAUCUAUUAUUGACAGAUACCAAUGAUGUAGAUGAACUAUCAGAAAGAUUUGGCGGCAUUGUAGAUGUAGUAGAUGGAAUGAUCGAUAAAGUUGAUAAAACAAUUGACCCUAAAUAUAAUCAAAAUCAAACCAAUGUAUUUAUAUCCUCAACUGUAGUACAAAACCAGCAAAAUACCAAAAAAUCGACAUCCAACGAAGUUAAUAUGUUUUAUGGAAGUAAUAUAGCAAGACCACAAUUAAAAUUCGAAGACCCAGUCGAUAAUAGUAAUUUCCCAUUUUUACCAAAGAUUAAAACUAAACCAAAUUCAUUAGUCGAUUUAGACCCAAUUUUUUUAAAAUCACAACCAAAAGAAAUUUUAUAUGGCAAAAUUAUUAGAGAUAAAGAACAAGAAACAUUAAUAUUCCCACAUCCAUAUGAAUAUGAAAUUAAUAAUUUUAAAUAUACAGAAAAACAAAAUCAAUCAUGUAAAGAAAUUUUAUCGAGAGGAUUAGAGGAAACACCAUAUACAUGGAUCGACUCUGUUAGACAAUUGGAGGAACUUUGUGAUAAAUUAUCACAUGUCGAGGAGUUUGCAAUGGAUCUUGAACAUCAUAAUUAUAGAAGUUACCAAGGUUUUGUAUGUCUUAUGCAAAUUUCAACAAGAGGUGAAGAUUUUAUUAUUGAUACUUUAGCAUUACGUUCACAUAUUCACAUGUUAAACAAUGUAACAACCAACCCAGCAAUCGUCAAAGUAUUACAUGGUAGUGAUAGUGAUAUCAAAUGGCUCCAACGCGAUUUUGGAAUCUACAUUGUAAAUAUGUUUGAUACCGGCCAGGCCUCCCGUGUUUUAGAGUAUCCAUCCGCUUCAUUGGCUUUCCUCUUAAAGUAUUUCUGUGCUGUCGACGCUAACAAGAAAUAUCAAUUGGCCGAUUGGAGAAUAAGAAAGAUCCCAGAAGAAAUGAUUAAGUAUGCCCGUGAAGAUACCCAUUACUUGUUAUAUAUUUAUGAUCGUUUACGUAACGAGCUCAUUAACAAAGGCAAAGGUUCCAAUAAUCUCUUGUUGGAGGUUUUACGUCGUUCUCGUGAGCUGGCCCUACUCAAGUAUGAAAAAGAAAUUUUGGAUGAUAAUACUCAUAUUCAAUUUGCAAAGAAAUUAAAUCUUCAAUACAACCCUGUUCAAUUGAAUGUCUUGAAGGUUAUCUAUCAUUGGAGAGAAGGCUUGGCCCGUGAAGAAGAUGAAAGUGUUCGUUAUGUUCUUCCAAAUCAAAUGAUGUUUUCUAUUAUUGAAAACCAACCUGUAACAGUACAAGAAUUAAUUGCUUUAUGUUCUCCAGUACCACCAUCUCUUAAAUCACAUGCUCACCAACUUAUCCAAGAUAUAUUAAAGGCAAGAAUCGAGGAUUCAUCAAAGCAACAACAAUUUAUGCCUGCUCUUCAUAAUGUUUUACAAUCACAAUCCAACAUUUAUUAUAACCAAAAACAACAACAAAUUCAACAACAGCAAAAUUCAACAACAACAAAUAUUACAACAACAACAGCGAAUGAUACAACAACAAAAACUUCAAAUCCAACAACAACAACUACAUAUUCAACAACAACAAAUUCAACAACAUUAACAACACAAAAUAAACCUUCUCCUCAACAGCAGCAACAACAACAACAAAUUCAACAACAACAAAUUCAACAACAGCAACAUCAACAUCAACAACAACAAUACCAUCAAAAUCAAAAUCAACAUCAACAUCAACACCAACAACAAAAAGAUGGAAGAUUAUCUCCAAUUCCAAAUAUUAAAAAUAACAAUUCAAAUAGUCCAGUAUUAACAACUGAACAACUUUAUAAAGCUGCCAAGUGGUUAUCAGGUGAAAAAUUACAAGCUUUUCAAUUGGUGUUAAAUAGAAGAGCAGCCAAAUUAUCAUCGGUUAAUCAAAGUAAUCAUUCAAAUACACCAAUUUCAAAGGGUAGCCUAUUUGAUAAUGGUAGUUGUGAUGAAGAAAACCCAGAUAGGAAAAGAUCAAAGAAAAUUGCAUCUAUGGUUGCAACUUCAUUCGAGCCAUCUUCGUUUGCCCCAGUAUUCAAACCAUCAAGCCAAUUAAAGGUAAUCGAUCAAGAACACCAACAAAACCAUUCAAGCUCUGAAAAAGAAGAUGAAAUGUUGGAUCAAGAUGAUGACGAUGAUGAAGAUGACGAAGAUGAUGAUGAAGAAGAUGGAACUAGUGAAACCAUGGAUGAUGGUGAUAAAUCAUCAAAAUCUUGUGAUGAAGAUAUUACCUCAGAUAAAGAAAGCGAUAACGAUGAUGAUGAAGAUGAUAUCAAUAGCCAGGUUCCAAAAAGCAUGCAAGAAAUUUAUCAACUUUCAAAUUUAAAUAGAAGAAGAAACAAAGAAAAAAAGAAACUAAAAGAAAAUUCUACAACUACUUCAACUACCUCUUUAAUAGAAACUACAACCGGAACUAAAUCUAAAAAGGAUGAGUCUGUAACUGAUACUUUUUCAUUCUUAAAAGAAAUUGGUUGGGUUAAUAGUGAUCAAUCUGCCGAUUCAUUUAAACCGGUCUCACAGCAACCACAACAAUCAUCUUCACCAGUUCAAUCUUCAAACAGUAUUACAAACCAACCAUCACAACCACAACAACAACAGCAACAGCAACAACAACAACAACAACAACAAGCUAAAAAACAACAAAAACAGUCUACUUCAUCACCCCAGCUACCAAAUCAACAACAACAACAACAGUUUGUUUCCUUUGAUUAUUCACAAGUUUCAAAUAUAAACCAAUCAAACCCAAAUCAACAACAAAACUUUUUCAAUACAGAUUACCAAACCACCAAAAAGAAAUCAAAUCAAACAACCGGUGCAGUUAAGGCCAAAUCCGGAACAUUCUAUCCAUCUUCAAAUUACAAAAAGAAAUAA
Dictyostelium purpureum is the source of this 3138-nucleotide messenger RNA. RefSeq lists its product as uncharacterized. NCBI's taxonomy places the organism in Eukaryota, Evosea, Eumycetozoa, Dictyosteliales, Dictyosteliaceae. Gene Ontology annotation, biological process: histone mRNA catabolic process; nuclear polyadenylation-dependent antisense transcript catabolic process; nuclear polyadenylation-dependent snRNA catabolic process. Gene Ontology annotation, molecular function: 3'-5'-RNA exonuclease activity; nucleotide binding; nucleic acid binding. The transcript has 3 exons. Gene Ontology annotation, cellular component: nuclear exosome (RNase complex); nucleolus. The coding region runs from base 1 to 3138 and encodes 1045 amino acids. The record is from RefSeq and is a predicted model, not a curated record.